Messenger RNA from Paramormyrops kingsleyae, 2019 nucleotides. Its product is annotated as transcription elongation factor A N-terminal and central domain-containing protein. The record is from RefSeq and is a predicted model, not a curated record. Gene Ontology annotation, cellular component: nucleus. Lineage: Eukaryota; Metazoa; Chordata; Actinopteri; Osteoglossiformes; Mormyridae. Gene Ontology annotation, biological process: DNA-templated transcription.
CCGACUAUGAAUGCGGAAGAGACGAUUUGUUUUCCCCGUUUUUUAAUUAAAGGCAGGGUGGCAUCUAUCUGCUUGUACUGUAUUCGGUACGUCCUCUAGUGGCGUUGUUGCGUCUUUCGUGAUGCAUUAUUGUAAAAUAAUAGCUUUAUCGUGUGUAUCUGGCUAAUUUUUGUAGUUUUAGCUCGUGUUGUUGACUUAAGCAUGAGCAAGUUAUUUGAGAGCUCUAAAUACGUUUAAAGGGAACCGCAGUGAUAUCGACUAGGACUGUUUGAAUAAUAAAAUCAGAAAAUAUAAACGCUAUUUGCAAAUGGAUUUACAGGUUUACCCCUUGCUACAAAUGAUUUUUAAGAAUAAUGAGGCAGUAUAGAUUCAGUGUAAUGGCACUUGGCUGAAAGAGCAUUCGCUUUUACAUCGGUUUCCUUAUACAGUACGUAGUUCCAAGCAUAUUAGUAAUAGUUAACUGCUUAAGUAAAAAUAAUCAAAAUAUAAUUCACGUGCAAAGGUUUUACUUAUGUUAGUGUGUGUGUAUCAGUUUUUGCAAAUUUAUAGCAGGGAAGCCACUAAUGAUUAUGAAUUCAGUCAUUUUUCCUUCAAGUUUUUUUUUUAAUGAUGGACACAAAGGAAAUUAUUCAUUAUACACAACAAAUUGAAAAGCUGCACAGAGAAGGUAACUAUGACAGUGUCUUGUCUCUGCUGAAGACUUUUGAAGGACUUCAAAUUACAGUAGAACAGGUUAAUGAAACUGGCAUUGCCAAAGUCUUAUUCCUACUGCUCAAAUCCUGUCCAGUGGCAUCAGUCAAGAAAAUGACCAAGUGCAUAUUCUCAAAAUGGAAGAAACAGUAUGGCGACUCACACCGCACUGUUGACAAUGACAGUGAUCCGAAUGGAACACUUGGAGAACAACGUUCAAGUGGCCGGGACUUGGACACUCAUGUCAGAGACGGUGCUACUUGUAGUUUGAGAGAAGUGAAGGAUGACUGUGAAUGUCAUCAAGACACAGCAGAUGAGGGACAUGCUAUUUCAAAGAUGAGUGGACACUACCUUGUGUCCAGUCCGGCAUUUGACAAAGUUGAGGAUUAUGACAAGUGUGCUGAUGAUGGAGAGAAAAAUACCUUUACAUUACCGAAGCAGCUUUCAGAAGACUCAUGUGGGAAUUCUUUAAUUUCCUCAGUGACUUCUGUAUGCUAUAAUAAGAACAUCACCCCUCUUAGAUCCAAAUGUUCAGAGCUGAUCUUUCAAGCUCUCUCCCAGAACAAGAUGGCAAUGGAGAAGGAGCAGUCCCCAGCUCGACUCAGAGAUCUGGCCUGUGAAAUUGAGGAGCACAUCUUCUGCCUGCACAGUCAAAAUGGGCAAAAGUAUAAAGCCUGCGUCAGGUGUAAAGUAUUGAACUUACGAAAUCCCAAAAGCUCCGACCUUCUCCGGGAACUGAUUAGCGGAGAACUGAGUGCCGAGGUCUUCACCAGGAUGUCUGUGUUGGAGAUGGCAAGCAAGGAGCUGAAGGAGCUCAGGGCAGGGUACACCAAGUCAGGCAUCAGACAGCACCAGCUGCCCUUGCCAGUGGAGGGCACCCCCACCAACAAGGUCCGCUGCAGGCGUUGUGAAGGAUUCAACUGCAGCGUGACGCUGAUCUCCAGAAAGACUCUGUUCCUUCCAGUAUGGGAGCACAGUGCAAGUCCCGAUGAUGACGCCAUGACAUUUAUGACCUGUAAGGGUUGUGGGGAGCAGUGGUACCACAGUGGCUGGGUUUGUUUGUGAACAGAGGAAAACACCUAAUAGAUUACUGUUGAAAUUGCCAGCCUUAUCAUGAAAAAAUGUGUUUAAAUUUAGUAAUACCUUCUGUUGAUUUUCUAUUCACCUAUAUUCAAACGGUUCUAAAACUGAACGUUUAUUCUGCGAAGUGGUUUGUAUCGUGUAAGAGUAAAGUCUGAAAUUAAAUGUAAAACAGCAUGAUGAAGUCUUGAAACUUAAAUAAAUUCAAUGCUUAAAUUUGUUGAAUAAAGUAUAGCAUGGUGGAGACUA